AUGAGAUCCGAUCCCAGUCAGAGGGAUCCUAAUUUGUGGUGCGAAUACCAUGGGACCAAUGGUCACCGGACUGGGGACUGCCGAUAUUUGCGCGAGGAGGUAGCGAUUGCUGAAAACGGCCAUCUUGGAGAAUUCUUAAGUAAUCGGGCUAAAAAUAACUACGGCCGCAAUCGUGAUAACGCGGAACCUUCGAAAGCGGGAGAAGAUCCUCUACGUUUGACGAUCAACAUGAUUUUUGAGGGAAACGAGAUUAAUGGUGUGAUAUUUUCUACGGCAAAAAAGACGAAGGUGUCGGUAAACCACAGUAAGAGACUCCGUAUUUCGUCGGAGAAAGAUGCAAAUGGACUACUGCUACCGCACAACAAUGCUUUGGUAAUCUCUUUAAAUAUCUUAGAUUUUAAAAUUAAACGCGUUUUGGUGGACCUAGGAAGUUCAGCCAAUAUUAUCCAGUGGAGAGUGCUGGAGCAAGCCAAGCUGACCGGAAGUAUUAUUCCAGCCACAAACCUUCUCGCCGGGUUCAAUCUGGCAAGCAUGAAAACCCGAGGAGAGAUCUUGCUGCCUACGAAUGUCAAGGGAGUGAUGAAGACGACCCUCUUCGAGGUAGUAGAUGGCGAUAUCGGCUAUAAUAUUAUUCUGGGGAGACCGUGGUUGCACGAGAUGAAGGCAGUGCCGUCAACAUAUCAUCAAUUACUGAAAUUCCCCACUCCCGAGGGAAUUAAACAAAUAAUAGGUGACCAACCGGCAGCAAGGGAGAUGAACGCAAUCUCAGUUUUCAGUAGCAAAGGGAAGGAGCAUGUAACAUAG
Nicotiana attenuata is the source of this 804-nucleotide messenger RNA. RefSeq lists its product as uncharacterized. NCBI's taxonomy places the organism in Eukaryota, Viridiplantae, Streptophyta, Magnoliopsida, Solanales, Solanaceae. The record is from RefSeq and is a predicted model, not a curated record. Bases 1 to 804 code for a protein of 267 amino acids. The transcript has a single exon.